Molecule: messenger RNA, 2453 nt
Organism: Durotheca rogersii
Lineage: Eukaryota; Fungi; Ascomycota; Sordariomycetes; Xylariales; Xylariaceae
Exons: 1
Coding region: 274-2193 (639 amino acids)
Source: RefSeq, a predicted model, not a curated record
GGAAACAUUAAAUCUAAGACGGCAUCGCUUUACUACAACUCGCCAGCUACCCGCAGCUGGAACUCCAUCCCGUAUAUGCGUUGCCGUUUGCUUCGACCCCUUCUCACGAACAUGUCCGACAGCUGAUCGACCGCAAAUAAGUCGACCUUGUCUUUUCUCCAAUCUUGCCGGCCGUGGCCGUCCUCGAUUGAACCCAGGGCGUAGCCGUCCCGGCUACGACGACGCACUUUCCCACAACGUCGGGCCGACCCCAUCUACAACUCCGUAUCUGACAUGCCGUCACACGCAGCCGCUCCGAUCCCCAGAGCAUCUACGCGAACCGCCGCGAUGGGCCGAACAGGGGCUCAAAUGUCACGAAUCGAAGUGCCUGUACCCUCGAAACCCCGUCCCUACCGACCUGGCGACGGCCCCCGGCUCGCUCCUCUGACGAUUAUUCCUACCAACGAUUCGGACGCGUUCAUACUCGACAAAUGCGUUCUACCCGACACCACGAUCAAUGGCGAGCUGCGGCUGCAGAUGUACUACGUGGUGGGGUGGCCUGAUCAACCCGCGGCCCGCGUAACCGUCCUCGCGACUAAGAUCUUCGAUUACGUCUCGGCCCGCGCGUUAGAGGAUUUUGAAUACAAGUCCCUGCUCGAGGCAGACAAAGAAAGAGAGGAGGAGGCCCGGACGGAAAAGCGCAAGGCGGAGGUAGCGGAAGAGAAGAUGGCGAACAAGAAGACGGCCGCCAACAAUGCGACGUCCGUUCCCAUCGCCCCCAGCACCCCAACUCGUCACAAGAAGAAACGCAGUCGCCUGAGCAAGGCAGAGCUCCAGACACGCCACCUCUCGAAACAGGCAAGCUUCGGUGGUUCGAGCAAUAUUGAGAUAGCCCUACCCCUUGCUAGGACGUCCGGCCCGUCACUAUCCACGCCGCAGAAGAAGAGGAAGAGGUCCGCCAUAGAAUCUGCAACCGAUGUCGAUUCGGGGGAUGUCGAUCCUGACGAGGCAAUAUACCGACAACUGUACGGAGAAGAGGAUGGCGAUGAUGGUACUGACGCUAUCGGCGUGGGCCAGGCAGGAGAAGAAGAGGAAGAAGACGUGGAAGAAAACGAUAUCUCGCGGCGCGGUCUUCCCAACGCCGCAUCUUCGAAUUCUCGCAUAACAUCCCGCGAAAAAACGUCUUGGUCGAGUAGGAACUCGACCUUACCCGAACGGGCCGGGGGCAAUUCUGGGCCGAGAUCCACAGCAGUCCUUAAGCCAUCCGGACCCAGCAAGUUGGCCUCUAAACCGGCGCCAUCCGAUGACAAGCACUUGACACCGCCUGUUCCCUCCCCCAGGCAAACACCCCCAAGUGCCAGAGGCGAGUCCGUUCCGGCUCGACCUCCCACAUCACAAGCCACGCUAUAUCACUACGGUUUCACGCCUGCCGGCCGUAGUUCUAGCAACUGGCCCUCAUCCUUGCCACCACCUGUCGCGACAGAGUCUCUCCUGGACCGCGAGAAGAGCAGCAGUGCGAAGCAAGAAUCUCGGCCCAAGAAAAAGAAGGCACAAAAACCCAAGGCUCGGGAACUGGCGAGACCCGAGGGUGGGGAGGAUGAGAGAGAAGACGAGGAGAUGGACGAGGAAGUGUGGGUCGUGAAACGGCUGGAAGGCGACAAGGUAAUCAUGACGGAAGACGGGCUGACCGAACGCUACUUCAAGGUACGGUGGGAAGGCGAUUGGCCACCAGACCAAAACCCGACAUGGGAGCCAGAGGGGAACAUCCCGCCGGCGCUGGUGAAGCUGUACCUGAAGAAAGCGGCUAAGCGCAGCCAAGCUACUCCCGGCGGAGGCAGAAACCGGGGAUCUCACAAGAAAUCGCAACAUGCCGUGCCGCCGCCUCUUUUGAGACGGAAGUACUCGAGCGUCGCCGAGGCAUUUGCGGGGGACGACGAGUUGGUGGACGAGCUGCAAGAAGGGCAUAGCUACGGCACGGUGCGCAAGCUGAAGCGCUCCAGUGCGAACGGUCCCGGCGGCGGCUCUGGGGCGGCCGAUUAUAACGACGAGUGGGAGGAAGCGGGGGACGAGGAAGAGGAGAGGUUCGUGGUUUCGGCGGAAGAGAGAAGCAGUCACGGACCUCUCAUGCAGCGAGAGGACCUACGCGCUGUGCUAGAAAGGGACCUGGCGUCGUCGUUCAGCCUCCGUAAGCACUUGGGACCUGCGCCGCGCUAACUGUGUAUGAGCGUGGUGGGUGAUGAUGAGCGCUUCCGUCGGUCGGUGAGGAGAUCAAGCGGAGGGUUAUGUAGCUACGCGGUUGCUGCGCAUUUCACGUCAUCAAAUGCCUAUGUAAUGAUUCCUAAUAUACCUUCUCGCUUGCUGGGCUUGCUGGUGCUAACUGUCGUCGUCGUCUACACCUACCUUGUGUAUAUACUUACGACGAAGGCUCCCUGGAUCUGCCAACAAGGGGCUCCUAUAAAGCUCGCAUAUCACGU